Molecule: messenger RNA, 2031 nt
Organism: Drosophila willistoni
Lineage: Eukaryota; Metazoa; Arthropoda; Insecta; Diptera; Drosophilidae
Exons: 3
Coding region: 497-1786 (429 amino acids)
Source: RefSeq, a predicted model, not a curated record
UUUUUGGCAAAUUAAAAUACUUAGUUAUCAACAUUCGUUUAUAAUACUUAGUCAAAACAAUACACUAAACAUUUUGGCAACACGUUACAGGGAUCAUCACCAACCUACCCCCGCUUGCCCCGCCUUGAACCCAACGCAGUGGAAGAGGAAGAAAAACGGUCGCUAAAUUGUUGCGUAUAAUUUCCAGUCUCCCCCCUUUCGCCCACAGUUUUCAUAUUCAAAUUGGUUUUUGUUGUUAAACGCGUGCAGUAAAAUAUAAAAAGAAUAUAUAUGCAUAACUUAUGUCUAGGGAGUUAUGUAUUGGUAAGUGUAGUGCGAGCUGCAGCGGCAGGCGCAAGAGAGGAAAGUGACAUAGCAGCAGCAGCAACAACAAAAACAAAACGAAAAUUUUAGUCAAAAGAAGAAGAAGAAGACGACGACCACAAAAAAAUAAAAUACAAAAUCCCAAAACGUGCAGCAUCAAUAUUUCAAAAUAUUCCUUUGAGUGUCUUAAACAAUGUCUAAUGGUGACGAUGUUCUAGACAAUUGGGAAGAAAUUGAUGAAUCUGGGCUCUCUAAGACAUUGGAAAGCAAACUGCGGACCACGGACGCCGCUAUAGAGUCCAAAGAGGAAAAACAAAUAGUUGGCAAAAUGAAAUUACUUCAAAGGCCACAGAGUCAGCCAACUGGACAAGAAAAUAGCCUUCUACAGAGUAGUCCAAGCGGAAGCAGCAGCAGUGCUAAUCAGUCAUCGCCCAAGCAACUAAUCAUUGCCAAAAAACCUUUGCCAUUGACAACGACGUCGACGUCGGCGACGGCGGCAACGGAUGAUGAGACUUCUACACCCGUUUUAAUGGUGCUACAUAAAUCCUCCAGCGAAUAUGAGGCGGCCACCUAUGCCACACCCAUAAACAAUCAAACGGUGAAAAUUUUACGUCGUCCCGCCCAGGCUGAGGAGCGUCGUGAUACCAAUGGCUUGAAACCGAAGCAACCCAUCAAGACGUUGAAACAACGCGAACAGGAAUAUGCUGAGGCCAGGCUAAGGAUAUUGGGUGAAGCCAAAAAUCCUGAAGAUGAUGAAGAGAAUUCAUCUAAUCAAGUGGACGGAACUGGAAAGGCCGCUGUUACUGGAGCUUCCACAACUCCCACCCCAACGCCACCAGCAGUAGCCGCAACCACCACUACAAAUCCAUCGCAAUUGACAUUAUCACCCGCUGCUAGCAAUAGUAACCAUCACCACAACAACAGCGGUGGCAGUAAUAAUAAUAAUAAUAAUAAUCCCCAUCCUGGCAUGCAUCGCUCUAGCUCGGCACCAAAAAUGUCGCAAACAUCAUCGUACGGCAAUUACAAUAGUUACUUUGCAGGACCAUUACCACCACAACCACAGCAUAAUGCAGGACUGAAUUAUUUCUAUCAGCAUGCUGCGGGAACGCAACAAACUCCGCCAAAUCUUCAACAGCAUUUUAAUCAAUUUAUGUCACCCUAUGGACCGAGUGGUGCAUCAGCAGUAGGAGGAGGUGGAGCAGGAGCAAUAGGAGUUGGUGGCUUAGGUGGUGGUGCUGGAGGCAAUUCUCAACAGAGUUGGUCUCCCGUUGUUGGUGGCAGUGUAUCAGCUGCUCUUUUACGUCAACAGUCAAUGCAAACGCCGCCACAUCAUCAUCAUCAUCAGCAGCAGCAACAACACCAGCAGCAACAACAACAACAACAACAGCAGCAGCAAUCACACCAUCCGUAUAACGAUAAUAUUUUGCGUUUGCCACGAGGUCCAUGUCCCAAUGGUUCAUUUGGCUUUCAGAUGCGUCGGUAACAGCUUGCUGGACAUUUGGAUGCAACAACAACAAUAGCAACAACAACAGCAACUUAUUUUACAAUUCUUCAAUUUGAAUUUUAUCGUAGUUUAUCAACGAUUCCAAAUGCAAAUUUCUAUAACUAUCUAUAUAUAUUUUAUACUUUCAAAUGCAUUCAAUCUUUGAGAUCUGUAAUAAUUUCAUACUUUCUCUUUGGCAAUUUUGAAAAGUCAUCCAAUACAGAACCAGCAAGAACUACGAUUAA